This is a messenger RNA of Bursaphelenchus xylophilus (pine wood nematode), 9962 nucleotides long. The record is from the annotation of a GenBank genome assembly. NCBI's taxonomy places the organism in Eukaryota, Metazoa, Nematoda, Chromadorea, Rhabditida, Aphelenchoididae.
AUGAGGACAUUCUGGCCACUAUUCUGGGCCCAUUCGGUCGCCGCCAUUCUCGUUCAUAAAAGUGUGGAUGUGGGGGCGUUGGUGCAGGCGAAGAGGCUGUCGCCUCAGCUUUAUCAGACGGUAAGGUGAUGUUUACUUUUUGGAAUUUGGGUUUCAACAACAUUUAUUGACAUUUUCAGUGGUCAUUUUACGGCAAAAAUCCCAAAAAAAACCUUCUCGAUUGUACCGGCAAAGCGCGAGCUAUCCGUCUGCCGGAAAAAUAAUAAAGACUCCUCGCGCAUUGGAAUCGCACAUAAUCGCUCUGUGACGGCUGAAUUUACCAGCAAUUAUUAUCAAAAUUAAGGAAUUGCAAAUCGCGCAAAUUUUAGCCCUGUUUUAUCUUACGUCACUUUUUUUAUUCUAACACCGCUUUUGUGUAUGUAAUUUUGAACCCUUGAAUCUCCAGACAAUCCUGAAGCCCUCCUUUUGUCUCGAUUCUGUAUUGUUUGCCGACAUCUCAUAGACUUUUGGGUCUCCCAAAGGACGCAAUUACAAAUCUGCAAAAAAAAUUAAAAUUUCUCGAAGAAAACAAAUUCCGAAGACUUCCUAUAAAUUCAAGUGAAAUAUGGGUUUUGAAUUCGUUUGGGUAAUUUAAAUGCAUAAAUAAGGAAGUCCAAGGGUCAGAAAGCUGGUUGGAAAUUUUUUGUACUCAAAUUGGGAUAGGAAAUUGUUACGAGUUUUGACAAACUGCAGUAUUAAACCAACAAAAAAGGACUUUUGGGAGCGAAAGUACCAAAAAUGUGACAUUUUCACUAAAGUUUUGCUGUCAAUUAACUUGAAGUGUCCCAAAUAAAACGUAAAAUUUCAGAUCCACUUAGAAGUGGACCCUUCAUCAGCUCAUGGAUUCCUCAUUCUCCUUGAAAACACAAUGGAUAUGAAUGGCGAGAAUUGCCGACUAAUCGACGCCUUGGCCAAGUUCGAAUUGAACGAGAGGAAUAUUUCUUUUGGCUGCUUUCAUUACCUUGUUCAUUAUGCUGAAGCUCCGCUGAAAAUUCGAAUAAUCCCAGCGUUGUUCGAGCCCCUCAAACCGUAUUUGAAGCUUAGAGCAACGGCGGUGAGAUUGGUCUGCAGCGAAAAAGAUAUGCGGUUCAAACAAUGUCCAAAUCAUCGGAUGUUUUGCAUCUCGAGGUCGUUGUUUUGCGAUGGAAAUGACAAUUGCGGAAUGGGUGUGGAUGAACAGGUAUGCAGAAGGAUCUUUUCAUUUCACAGAGUUCGCAUUUUCUCGCCCGAAAUAAUUGCUUUUUCUCGAAAAGGAAGAAGAGAGAUAAGAAAAUGCGUUUUAUCGGAUAGUGACAUUUCGUUUUGAACGAAUCACCAAAAAGGGGCGGGGAAUUUUUUCUUCUAUUUUGGAUUGACGUGUGCCGCCAAUAUAAUAAAUGUUAUACUUUUAAUUAUGGCACACACCUCUUUGCUUCGUUCGUUUUGCGGCUAGAUAUUUUUUACUUACGUAAAUGCGUUUGUAACAAAACUUUUCAUGUUCGGAAAAGUACUUCUAACGAGUUCCACGGAAGUUUUUCAGGCAUAAGUAAGACUUUUCUGAAUACGAAAUUAAGAAUUCAAGUUCAAAGCAACGCAAAAAACACUGUGGUUUGUUGGAGUAAUCCUGUUAAAGGCCUGAAUAUUGGGGAAUAAGUUGGAUACAAAAAAAAAUUCUUUCAAAAACCCAUGUGUUAUGCAAAUUUUACAUAAUUUUUUCAGAACUGCGCCGCGCCUUCCCAACAGAUUGCCCUUUCUAUUGUCGACAAUCGGAAUCAUGUCCAUCUAGCCGUGAUCCUUGGCUCUUUGGCUGUUGUCACAUUUUUUACUGGGGUUGCUUCAAUCUUCGUAUAUCGAUGGUAUCAACGAGCUCGCCGAGGGUAUUGCAGUAAAUAUGUUAAGAAUAUGUUUGGCGCCAAGAAGAAGGAGCCAUCGAAUUACGAAGCCGAGGAAACGGUCGCGUUGCUGACGCUGGGUCUGAAGAAUCUGUACCUUCCACUGCCCGGGAAUCGAAGGCUCAGUCAUUAUGCUCAAGUCAAGUAUGGCACUGUCUGGUAGAGGUUGUGUUGUUGGAAUUCAUCAAUAUUUUUUUUGAUUUUUUAAAGAUUUUUUGUUAAUUUGGGAUGUAUCAGGUAUGUUAAUGGCAAAAUCUGGUUAUGUUUUGAAUAAACUUUUAUGUAACCUCGGAAAUAUACAAAUUUGUGAACAAAAUGAUUAGAAAAGUGGUAUAAAAGUCCCCCAAUAUGCCCAAUGCCGUUUUUCGUACGGUUGGCUCUCCUCGGGUUCCAUAGUCUCUCGCCUGCAAACACCGUUGAAUAUUUCAUUUGGACCUGAAAAUCGGAAGCCAAAACCUUCACUAGUUCGUACAUAGUGGACAACUGUUUAUCGACCAUACCCAAAUAAAGUAAUUAUUACUUCAAAAAAUAAAUUAUUAUAUUUUGCAAAAAAUCGGCUUCUGAAACGAACAAGUUCAUAAUGAUAAUGAUUUUUUACUAAUUACCCUAAGGCAAUAUUCACUAAAUUCUUUAUGGCUAUCGAAAACAUGUGUGAAAGGUCAUUCAAAAUACUGAUGUCUUCAAAACAGCAAUUAAAACAAAAUCGUAGCCACUAAGUUGGCUAAAGAGCCAGCAAGAAAUCAGUUUAGUCACUAAAGAAGUAAUGAGUAAUGGGUUCUGUGAAACAAAACCAAGCUUGAGUAGACAUUUACCCGUCCUUUUCACACAACAUGCAGCUGAUUGACGAAGACCAUUGGGCAUUUUGCGAUGAAUAACAAAAAGUUUUGUUUAUUUUUUGAUAAAAACAUAACUCCUAUCGCAUUUUCGUUUUUAGAUCACAUUUUUCCCAUGAUUUAUAAUUAAUUAUUUGUUUAUUACCGGAUAAAGUUAAAUUUUUUAAAUCUGGAGAUGCCUUACUUGGAAUUUCCGUAAAUAAGCAAAGUAAAAAUUUUUAUGAACACGAAAUUUUUCAGUUUAAAUUAUUCGUUUUUUCCUGUUUUUCCCUAAAUUUAUGCUAAUUUUUUUCAAUUUUCGCGCAAAGCCCUUUAUUUUGACCCAUAACUCGUAUGAGUAAUCCGACAGAAAGAUCGUCUUUUCCUUUGAUUUACAUUUUUCGUUACGUUUGAACCUUUUUUAGAGCCUGGGAAAGCAUGAAAAGAUGGGUAUUACUAACGAUUUUUGUAAACUUGGUUGGGCUUGGAUUUGUUGAUUGCAAAGAUGCGGUAAGUUUAUUAGGGUAUAUAAGGGGAGUACUCAAUGUGUGGCGCUAGAAUUUUCGAAAAAGUUGGAUAUUUUUCGGAUAUGGAAAAAUUGAAAAAUGACAAAUUUUUGGUAUUGAUCAGGACGAAGGCUCACAUGCCAAAAUAAAAAAAAAUUGGCCAGAAGAUUUGCCUUGUACUCGCGAAUGUAUUAUAUUCAUAAGCCUUUCUCUAAAGUUGUGCAAAGUUUUCGUAAGAUCUGAACACCCCACCAAGACGCGUUUGUUUGCUAAGUUCUGCCAAUCUUCAUGAGAUUAAAAGCUUCAAACGUUGAAUUCUUUUCUUGAAGACUUAAAAAAACCAUUUCAUCACAAGGUUUAUCAUAGGUCCAUUUUCUGAGCUACAUUUUCAGACGCAAUUCCUAAAGGCCUAUGGCUACUUACCCAAAGAAAAAGAAGGCCAGCCACAGUCAAUGAUGUCUCCGGAUAGUAUAAAACUAGCCAUCAAAGAGUUACAACGAAUCGGAGGGAUCAAGCAGACUGGAGAGAUGGAUGAACGAACACUGCAGUUACUGGAUGAAAAACGAUGUGGGCUAGGAGACGAGGAAAUUGUCAGGACUCCGUUAGGUCGAAGACGACUCAGACGAGCAAUGAAGAAUUCAUUUGUUUGGCCAAACAAGACCGUCAGUUACAGGUGAGUUAAAAAUACGUUGGCUCAAAUAAGUUUGCUAUCCUUUGCCGAUAUGUUGGAGGAUACUGUACGAUCAUUGCUGUGCUAUCUUCCAAGAGACACACCUUUCCUUCUGAAUCACCCCAUCCCCCAAUAUCUCCUUCCAUAUCUCUUCUUUUCCGAUCACUUAUCGCUUUCUCAGCCCAUUAUUUAAAGCAGUGGGUGGAUAAAAUGAAACAUUACAGCGAAGGGACUACUGUUUAUUCGUCUCCAUUUUUUGAUCUCGGAAUUUUUCAAAAUUAAUAUUUUGGAUCGAGCGAUCAGCCGUCUAAACUAAUACUUUGCUUCAAUCAUCUUUGAUUUCUUAAUUUCAAAAUAAGAGGAGAAGAAGACCACAUAUACCAUUAAGGUAUCUCAGAUAGUUUACUCAUUAGAUUGUCUGAUUGGAAUAUUCAAAUUGAGAAAUCACAACCUAAAUGAGUAGGCCAUUUGGGAGGUCUAAUUCCUUGCAGCAAACUUGACUUUCAAACUGCCACUGGUAGAGUCUUAUAUUCUUUCCAGAGUUGUCAACGCCCCUCGUACCAUCCCUGAGAAAGGUUACGUUCGUCGAGCUCUUUACGAAGCCACGAACACUUGGAACGAUGUCUCCGAGCUUCAGCUUCAGGAAUCCGCUUCUCCCGAUGCCCAUAUUCAGAUCAGUUUUAUGGCCGGCCCUCACGGAGAUCAGUAUCCGUUUGAUGGGCGAGAUUCGGUCCUGGCACAUGCUUUUUAUCCUGGCGAAUCUACCGGCGGAGACAUUCAUUUUGAUGAUGAUGAGAAUUGGGGAUUCAUGGCAAAUCCGAUGAACAAGGAGAUUAAUCUGAGAAUUGUGGCGGCUCAUGAGGUUGGCCAUAGUUUGGGAUUGUUUCAUUCCGAUCAUCCGGAAAGUAUCAUGUACCCGUAUUAUCGAUAUGACGAUGCGAGGAAUACUGGUUUGCAUUAUUACGACAAGAUUAUGCUCCAGGGACUUUAUGGUGAGUUUUGAAGGUGUCAUAUGGUAUAGUAGAGUUGUGAGUCUGUCGGAAAAAUAAUGAGCGUGAUUUCGGUAUUAGCAAUACUUGUGCUUUCCUCAAUUUCCAGGGAAAGUUAAAAAAAAGUCGUUUUUUUAGGCCGUGGAGACCAUCCCGUUCCAACGCCAGAGGAAGAGAAAAUAAAGACUACAACGGCUACAACAACUACUAGGAGAACGAGAACCAGACCUCCACAAACUUCGACACGGCCUCCUAACAAAGAAAUCGACAUCUGUGAUACGAACGUGGACGCCGUUGGAGUCUUUAGGUCCGAGAUAUUCAUGUUUAAGGAUGACAUGUUUUGGAGAUUGGACCAAAAAGGUAGAGUGUAAAAAAAACACCGUUUUAGAUAACAUUUUACCUGUCGAGAAACAAGAAACUUUUUGAGGAAACUGACAAUUUCAGGUGACCUAAUCGAGAAGCCCAGAAAGAUCAAAGAUUUCUGGCCAUCGCUACCAACCCCGGUUGACGCCUGCUUCGAGAUUAAUGAUCAAGCCCAUUUCUUUGUUAGCCAAACCGUGUACACCUUUUAUGGUCAUGAGUUAAAUUACACCAGAAGGUUGACAGAUCUUGGAAUCCCUGAAUACGUUACCAAUAUUCGACUAGCCUAUGAUUGGCAGUAUGGGUUGCAAACUCGAUAUUACUUGUGGUCGGAUGAUGAGUAUUGGAAAUUGGAAGAAAAUAGUUGGAAAGUUGAGGUGGACUACCCAAGGAAAAUUGACAAUAAUUGGAAGAAUAUCCCGGAUAGUGUGUCAGCGGCGUUUUCUUGGGAUAAAGGUAGGGGGUUGUAGGUACUUGCCGUUGAGGGAGUUCUUUUACAUUUAAAUUUUGAUAAAAACUUUAUAAAAGCCGCUAAAAAUUCAAAAAAUUUUGCAAUAUUAUCUUUAUCCUCUAGCCUGCAAAAGCCUUUGGAUAUGCUGUUUCGUGAGACCGCCUACCGGAAGUUCGAAAAACCCCAAGUUCGACAACCAAAAGUUCGAAUGCCGCAAGUUCGAAUGCCGCAAGUUCGAAUACUAGAAGUUCGAAAAACCUCAAAUUAGAAAAACCAAAAGAUCGAAAACCGGAAGUUCGAAAUAUGAAAAUAUAAAAAAUGCAGAAUGAAAAAAAGAAUCGAACUUGCGGUGGGUCUCCGAACGCCUACCGCAAGUUCGAAAAACCCCAAGUUUAAAUCUGCCUCACACGCGAUUUUUUUGCCCUGUGAAAAAAAACUGCUGCUCUGCUCGCAAAGCCGUUUUUUUUGGUAUCCAAAAAACGGUUACCCACCGCAAGUUCGAAUCAGCAAGUUCGAAAGCCUAAAGUUCGAAUGACUAAAGUUCGAACGACCUCCAGUUCGACAAACCUAAUCCAGUUCGACAAACCCAAACCGAGAAAGACACAGUUGGAUUGGCUCCAUGACGAAUAUUGACCAGGUCGACAUGAAGAACAGCGCGUUCGUUGCCGGUCAGAGUGUUCGGACAACCAACCUCCAUCGUAAAGGAUGAAUGAAUGAUUGAAGAGGAAGUGUAUUUUGCAAAAUAAUUAUAUGCAAAUUAUAAUUUAAAUAUUAAUUAACUUUUUUUUAUUUUCGAACUUUAGUCAUUCGAACUUUAGGUCAUUCAAAGUUACGGUCAUUCGAAGAUUAGGUAGUUCGAACUGGAGGUCGUUCGAACUUUAGUCAUUCGAACUUUAGGCAUUCGAACUUGCGGAUUCGAACUUGCGGUAUGUCUCCGUUUCGUGACACCAUUUACAUUCAAUUCUCCCCAAAAAUAACUGGUAUUUUAUUCAGAUCUGUACUUCGUCGGUAACGGAGAGAUGUUCAAGUUCAGCUCCUUUAAGAUGAGUGUCGCCAAGGAUUACCCUCGGCCAUUUCGAGACAUCUUUUCUUUCUGUAUGCCAAGAGCUGAAGCGCUGGUUUGGUCGGGCAGUAGAGGGCGUACAACUUAUUUUUCGACUUUUAUUUUUGCUCUAUGUACAUAUUUGGUCAUUAAUUUCUUUUGACGUUGUAAUAAAGGUAGAGAAAAGAUCGAUCUUUUUGGACAAAUUUUUUAAAAUCAAGUGUAAAAUACGUCAAUGAAAGCUCGGACUUGUUAAUUUUGGUUACAUUAACAACCAUACACAUUACAAUUAGACUAAAAAAAAUUACGUCUUGGAUAAAACGCCAAAUGAAAUUAAAUCAAGCGCUGCCUACAGUACCCCACACGCAUUUCACUCUCAGUUUUGGACCAGUUUCUUUUCUCAUCCGACCAAUUUCCCAACAAUUUCUCUGAAAAUCUCUACAUUAGCGUAAUAACCCUCCCGGCUUUGUGAAUAAAGACAUUUACAACUCUGAUCCGACUUUUAUUUUACGUCAAUGCCUUCGUAUUUUGGUUUAGAGCAACGAAAAGAGGGGGCUGGGACAGCAGAAUUCAUGCGGAAAUCCUUUUUGGGCCAAGAAGUCUUGGAGUUUCAUUCCAAGGUAUUUUUUAUACAAAUUUGCGGGGAGAAAGGUUCGUAAAAAAUAACUUUUACUGUCUUUUGUAUAAAGUUUUCUUUUGGGCGAGCUCUCUGUGCUAGAAAUUUUGUUAAGACAUGGAUUUUACGCGGUGAAAGAUUGAUGUAUCAUAUUUAUAAAGCUUCUAUAGACACAUGACGUAUUUUACACCCAUAUCCUUGAAUUACAUUAACCUUUUUUGACAGAACCCUACUGCAAUAUCCACAUAAGCAUCAUAAAAAAAAUUCAACAAUGACCAAAGAAAUCCGUUCAAUUUCAAUGUCGAAUUUGAAUCGAAAGUCGGCGUCGCUAACACUUGCGGAGCCGGUCAGCGUCUUCCAUGUGGAUUCGUGGUUGGGAAAAGUCAACAAGAAACUUUUCAAGGCCAUGUAUCGGGCCAUUUUUUCUUCUCAAGUAAGUUUUGGAUUUAUUUUUAUUUUGUGCUUUUUAAAAAUGUAAAAAAUCCCGGUUUCAGCCUGGAAUUUUAAUCUCUUCAGCAUUAUCCACAAUCGACAUCCUGAUGUCCUUUUUGGCCAUAUUUGGCUUAUCCUUCUAUGAGCUCCGGAAUGUUAAUCAGAUUUUAUUCUACAUUUCGAUCAUUUACAACGCAAUCGUAUUUCUAAGUCAGCCAGUAUUUCUAAUCUUGGUCAUUUCGAGUUAUUUUUCGUCUAAAAUCUACAAUUACAAGUGGAUUCCGACUCCAUUUUUGGUCUACAUUUUAUUCACAUUGCUCGGAAUCUACGCCAAUUUCAAGUUGCAUUUGCUGAAAAUUCCGUUGAUUUCGGAAUCGUUGACCAGCUACAGCGUCCAAUCAGCGUUCGUAGCGAGGAAACGGAUGGUCUCGAAGGUCCUUUCGGUGGUUUUUACGCUUCUAAUAACGACGAUUACAAUCGCCGGGCUUACAACUUUAACAUUUUCUUUCGAUUUUUUUGGUCUAAGGUCGGCAAAAACGUUUGAAUCGAGCACAAUAUUGUCUUGCGGAACUGCCUGUGAUAUCCUGCGAUGGUACGUAACAGUUGUAAAUUGUGUGGCAAUCUUGGGAGCAACAAGUUUAUUCUCAAUAUUGUGCUAUAAUAUUGGAGCGGAAUGCGAGAAAUUGAGCGAGGAUGUGGGGAAAUGCCCGGGAACAGAGGGAGUCGACCAUUACGUGUUCAGAUUUCAGGUGGGUUUUGGGUAGGAAUGAUGAUUAUAUUUUUUGGAGAGGUUGAGAAAAAGGAUAAGUUCAUGUCAAUUUUGUUUUUUUCUACAUUUUUUUAUCUUUUACUUUUAGUCGAUUGAUCGCUCUUCAAGAAAAUUGAAUCGCCAUUUUUCAAACUUUGCAUUCCUACUGUUAAUUCUAUCAUUGGUUGGAGUGAUAUUUUCUCUCCGAUCAAGUUCCUUCGAAUACAUCAAGAAGUGGGAGUUUGGCGGCGCGGUUUUGAUCAUCCAUUUGUCAGCAUGCUUUAUUGCCACAGCAGUAUUCGUAAUAUCAGCGGUGAACUUGAAUGGAAAGGUGGUCAAUUUUAUAUUAUAAUCAACCCUUUUUUAAAAUGACGUAUUUUACAAACAUUCUUUUUAGUUUGAGCAAUUUCAAUACGACUCGAACAAGAUUUGCGAUCUGCAGCAACUAUAUCACUCGGACCAAACCACAACGGUAAUUAUUAUAUAAUAUUUUGACCUAAAAAUCGCGACAAUUCCGAUAAAAUAGGAGCUAAAAAUCUGGCCAACUUCUAAAAGGAAGCAAUCUAAAUUUGCUACAAUUGUCAUCAAAAUUUUGAAAUCUCAAGCUGCUCACCUCCCUGCCGAUUCAUUUUCUUACUAAUUUUCAAUUUCCAGAUCAAACUCCUGACUCUGAUCCUCCGCUUCAAAGACGCCAAACCCCCCAUCCAGCUGGGUUUGCUGUUCCCGCUGACCGCGCAACAUCUUGUACUGGUAAGCCUUUUGACCUUGUUAUUACUAUUAUUAUUAUUAGAGAGCUUCCGGGAUAACUUCGAAAGGGGAUUCCGCCGAUUCGAAAACAUUAUGAAAUUUUUGUGCGCAAAGUGGCGCAAUUCGAGGGCUCAAGUGGAUCAGCUCGUGAAAAAGUCUAAAAAAGCGAAAAGAAAAGUCGAGAAAAGUGGCUAGACUUGAGCUGAAGGGCACAGACGAGAGGUGGAGCAAAAAGGACAUAGUUUUGGCGAUAGCAAAACUUGGAAGUUCAUGGAAGAAAUAAAGGCAAAAUUGUGAAAAAAUAUUCGCAAAAAAAGUAAUUUCCGACCACAAAAACUUCUAAAAAUCGUUAAAAAUUUGCAUCCUUUUGACCUAACAAUCCACCUGGAUUUCUGCAAAAACCGAGCCAAAAAAUCUGAGGCAUUACCCAUACAUUAGAAGAAUUUUAAUCAAAUUUUUGCUAAUUCUCAUCAAAUAUGAGCUCUGCGUUUAGAGCAUUCCAUGAAAAUCGUCGAAUUUUCGUUCACUGACUCGUUGAAGCAGUUCCCUGAUAAUAAGUUCUUGAUAAUCAUCAUAACCAAGGUGUUUUUAAUAUUCCUCUUUUCAGACGCUAAUCUUCCUCGCCUUCUCCGGCUUCAUCAUCUACUCCAUCGACCACGGUUGUUUGAACAUCUUCUGA